AAAACCCUUUCCUCUUCCUCUUCUCACUCCUCCUCAUCACAUACCCCAACACCUCCCCUUCUCCAAUAAUGGCGACGACCCUCCUCCUCCUCCCUCCACACGCCCUUCCUCUUCCUCCUUCUCCCUCUUCCUCCUCUUUUGGGAAGAGGAGACCCCCCUUCGCCUCUCUCAAGCUCCGAGCUUGCUCUUCGCCGCCGCCGCCUCCUCCGGAGCCUAAGGUGGUGGUCACGCGGGAGCAGGGGAAGAACGCGAAGCUCAUCGACGCGCUGGCAAAGCAUAGCAUCCACUGUUUGGAGCUUCCUCUUAUUAAGCACACGCAAGGGCCUGAUGCGAAUAGGCUCCCAGCUCUCUUGAAUGACGCUGAGUUUGACUGGAUUGUUGUAACUUCUCCAGAAGCCGCUGCAGUGUUCCUUGAAGCUUGGAAGGCUGCGGGAAAUCCUAAAGUGAAAAUUGCAGUGGUUGGAGCUGGUACAGCGAGCAUUUUUAAUGAAGUGUUGCAGUUUAAUGGACAAACUCUUGAGGUUGCAUUUUCCCCUUCAAAAGCGACGGGCAAAGUUUUAGCUUCGGAGCUCCCAAAAUCCACUCACAAGAGCUGUAAAGUUUUAUAUCCUGCAUCCGUGAAAGCUGGCAAUGAAAUUGAGGGUGGCUUAUCAGAUCGAGGCUUUGAGGUGACAAGGCUGAAUACUUAUAACACUGUACCUGUACAAGAAGUGCACCCAGUGCUUUUAAAACAAGCUCUCUCUGCUCCGGUUGUUGCAGUAGCUUCACCUUCAGCAAUUCGUGCUUGGGCAAAUCUUAUACCGGAAUCAGAAAAUUGGGAUAAUUCAGUCGCUUGUAUCGGUGAGACGACUGCAUCAGCUGCAAAGGGAAUAGGUUUGAAGAAUGUGUAUUACCCAACUAACCCUGGCCUUGAAGGCUGGGUUGAGAUCAUCCUAGAAGCUUUGAUAGCCCAAGACCAGAUUGACAAGGCCCUAGUUUCUUGAUGAGUAAGCACAUAGAGGGAAAUUGAAGAGUGCCAUUGUUAGAUGAUUGUAGAUUUGUCUUGUUUAUUCCUGCAUCACACUUACCAGAACAACCUCAAAUAUCAGAGGCAUUUAUGCACCUUUCUGUUCUACAUCUAUCUAUGUACAUUAUUUGUAACAUUUUGUAUAAAAAUUAAGAGGUUGUGCUUUUUUUAUUA
This is a messenger RNA of Ananas comosus (pineapple), 1180 nucleotides long. RefSeq names its product uroporphyrinogen-III synthase, chloroplastic. Gene Ontology annotation, cellular component: chloroplast. Gene Ontology annotation, biological process: uroporphyrinogen III biosynthetic process. Lineage: Eukaryota; Viridiplantae; Streptophyta; Magnoliopsida; Poales; Bromeliaceae. The coding region runs from base 69 to 983 and encodes 304 amino acids. Gene Ontology annotation, molecular function: uroporphyrinogen-III synthase activity. The transcript is spliced from 10 exons. The record is from RefSeq and is a predicted model, not a curated record.